Molecule: messenger RNA, 273 nt
Organism: Lactuca virosa
Lineage: Eukaryota; Viridiplantae; Streptophyta; Magnoliopsida; Asterales; Asteraceae
Source: the annotation of a GenBank genome assembly
AUGGCUUCUUCAUUGAAUGCUAACAAUUCUUCUCAUAUUCUCUAUGAAGUAAAGAAGCCUGCCCUCACCAAAAGUAUCAAUGAUACAUACUCAUUUAGUCACAUGAAUGCAAUCAGACCAAGGCUUGAGACUUCUAACCAGAAUCAUGAGGAGAAGCAAAGAGAGAUCGAGUCAACUAACUUGAUUCACAAAGAUGUUGUAUCUAAAUAUCUUUAUGACGAGAUCAGGGCAGAGAACAAGAAGUUAAAUAUCUUGAAGACCUUCGUGACAUGA